AUGUUCAAGCCCACGCCCUCUCUGCAGAAGAUGCUGCGGCGUCUGCCGCUCUCCCCGAAACAAGCCGGCAAGGAAUACUACAAGGGAAACCGCGUGGGGUCCAUGGGCACGAUUAACAAAUACGGGAAUUUCACACCAGACUGGAGUAAAAUACGGACAUAUGUGUAUCCGAUACAUGGCACCAAGAACAGCGAGUUGACACCCUUUGUGGAUGCAAGCCUAGAGAAAGUACGAGACUUGGACUCGGGCACCGCGCAAAACUACCCCAAGCGUUUCACCGGUGAGGAUUACCUGAGGGCAUGGAAGAUGUCGGGUGGACAUGAUAUUGUGGAGACUGCAGAUAGCGCAUCGGAUUCGAGCAGAAACAUGCCAACACCUUUCGAGGAACGACCUGCGACAAAAUCAUGA
Molecule: messenger RNA, 408 nt
Organism: Bipolaris zeicola 26-R-13
Lineage: Eukaryota; Fungi; Ascomycota; Dothideomycetes; Pleosporales; Pleosporaceae
Exons: 2
Coding region: 1-408 (135 amino acids)
Cellular component (GO): mitochondrial large ribosomal subunit
Molecular function (GO): structural constituent of ribosome
Source: RefSeq, a predicted model, not a curated record